AUGCAGCAGCUAGUCUCCAUUAUUCACCAAGCGCUUGUAAUCCUUGGACGCCCAUUUCUUGCUAUUUCGAAUGCACUUAUUAAUUGUCAAAGUGGAGUACUGAAGCUCACUUUUGGGAAUAUGACAUUGGAGAUGAAUGUGUUCAAAGCUUGCAAGAUGCCUAGUGGAUGCGACGAUUCAGAUGUGCAUGUUGUUGAUAUGGUAUAUGAUUUUGACGUUUUAGAGUUGUUAUCAGUAUUUGAUUCUGAGAGUGCAUCUGAGGAUGGCUUUCCCGAAGUUGACAGAAUCAGAUGGGUAGUUGACAGAGACAACUGGGUCUCUUCAGCUAUCAGAUGGAUCAUUUCUUCUCAGCUCGCAUUGAAGCAGGAAGCAGAGUUAUUAAAAGUGUUGAGACAUCAUCGAGGAGAUGCAAGACCAGUUCAUGAUGCACAGCGGAGGUUGAAUCCUACCAUGAAGGAGGUGGUGAAGAAUGAAGUGCUAAAAUUGUUAGCUGUGGGCAUCAUCUAUCCUAUCCCCGACAGCAAGUGGUGUCGUGCGCUUCAUGGUUCACAGACAUUGAGAAUUGCCUUGUCACUGACCAGAUGCCAGAGCAUUAGACAACCCAGGACAAGCCAUCGUGCUUUAUGGGCUAUUAAGCAAAUUAACUUUUCACUUAAUGCUGCUAAAGGUUUAAGAAAGUUACAGAUCUCAAAGUUUGAUGAAGCAAGGAGGGAGGCUCACGAAAAUUCUGACUUGGUAAAGGAGCGUGAAGGCCUUGCAUGA
Carya illinoinensis is the source of this 762-nucleotide messenger RNA. RefSeq lists its product as uncharacterized. The coding region runs from base 1 to 762 and encodes 253 amino acids. NCBI's taxonomy places the organism in Eukaryota, Viridiplantae, Streptophyta, Magnoliopsida, Fagales, Juglandaceae. The record is from RefSeq and is a predicted model, not a curated record. The transcript has 5 exons.